CAGGCGCAGCUCAGCUCGAAGACUUCCAGCGAUAGCUGCACAGCUUAUAAAAUGCGCAUGGCGCCUGCGCAGCCGAAGCAUUACAACAAACCACACGCGCCAGCAAUCGAAAUCAAACAAAUUCCCUCCAAAAACAAAAUGAAAUUCUUUGCGCUGUGUUCACUGUUCGCUGUGCUGUUGCUGGCCGAGAGCGUGCGUUGCAUGCCACAGACACGCGAUGGCGCCGCUUACACAAAUGAGGCCAUUAGACAGGCACAGCAGACGCUACUCAUUCCCAAGGAUGCACAGAUCCAGAAUGUGCAGGAGGGCAUUGAGUUGGGCGCCUACGAGCAGAUUCCCGGCAAUCAGCGCAUCAAUCUGUUCGACAUCUUGGGCGAUACUGUGCCCUCAGAGGUGAUAAACAAUCUGCAAUCGCAGGUUGAUCAAAUUGGACGCAACUAAAAAUGUUGCCACACUCAUAUUCAACAUCAUAAAUCAUAAUUAGUUUUUGAUUUGAAUUUGCAUUUUUGUUAAGUUUCACACAAAACACAAAAAAACCUAAAAAAAAAAAACAAAACAAAAACAAUAAAACACAACAAAUUAUUUAAGUA
This is a messenger RNA of Drosophila albomicans, 590 nucleotides long. RefSeq lists its product as uncharacterized. NCBI's taxonomy places the organism in Eukaryota, Metazoa, Arthropoda, Insecta, Diptera, Drosophilidae. The transcript has 2 exons. The record is from RefSeq and is a predicted model, not a curated record. The coding region runs from base 52 to 441 and encodes 129 amino acids.